Molecule: messenger RNA, 1682 nt
Organism: Pteropus alecto (black flying fox)
Lineage: Eukaryota; Metazoa; Chordata; Mammalia; Chiroptera; Pteropodidae
Exons: 5
Coding region: 82-1050 (322 amino acids)
Source: RefSeq, a predicted model, not a curated record
UCUUUUCUUUCUGUGUGACUCACACUGAGAUGUCGAAGUUCCCCUUGUGGUCAGCGCUUCUCCUGAGGUUACGGGGUGGUCAUGCGAGGCCAGCAGGCAGGAAGCUGGGCCAUGUUUCAUUCACAAAACCAGGACCCGCCUAGGUCCACGUCCUGCCUGGCUUCUCAGGCCCCCAGCCCCGUGGCCAGCCCGCUGCGCUGGCAGGGGACCGUCUGGUGUUUGUCCCAGGGAGCCAGGAGGCCAGGGCCCAGGCGGGGCAGCCGGCUUCCUACUAGAUGGGCCCAUUUCUCGCUGUGGUCCCCACCGCCCAGGCUGGCAUGGAUCCAAGGAGGAAGGAAGAGAAGAAAUCGAUGUCCAGCAGGACACCAGCUGCUAAACCCGGCCACGCGUCCCCUCCCAGGCCGAUGUCUCACUGUCUGCAGGGAGCCCCGGCAGGCUGGCCAGUGUCACCUUGUCUUCACUCGUUGCCGGUCCUGGAGCCCCUCAGUGCUAGUGACCUCGGCACCCGGGCAGACCCCUGAAGGCAGAGAAAAGAACAAUGGUGAUUGCUGCUCAGUGCUGCUCAGGAGUCGCCUGCGGGGCGUGGGUGGAGGAGGAAGAUGCUGGAUGCCGUCAUGGAACCUCAAGUCUGUGGCACAUUCUGGACCACUGAGGACAGGGCACUGCGCUGGCUUCUCCAACAGACGGUCACGUUUCAAACAGCCAGGUGGGCAUCGCCUCCCCUGCGCGGUCGAGCGGUCCCGUGGUCUCUUCACUGCCCUCCUGACCCUCCGGCCAUGGCUGCUGCAGGCACCUACAUGCACUCAUGAAAGUACCUGCCAUGUGCCCUCUUCGCCAUCAUUCCCGAGUGUCUGGGCAGGAAGCCAGGCUGCGAGACGUGCUCUGGGGAAAGAGGAACUGGCCCCUGCCCCGAGGUGGGCCGGUGAGGGCUGCUGCGGCCGCAGACGGCUGCUCAGCUGGCCCCUGGCAGGCUCCAGGCUGAGUCACCCUGAGUCACCACAGUCACUUCCUACCACACAUUCCUUCAUUCACACAGUGUCUCAUCCUUAAGGCCACCUCCCUGGAAUCUCUAGGCAGUUGCCAAGUGUGAGGGGCACUCUGCCUGCCCCAGCCGGACGGGCCAAGGCCUCGGCCCCGGGAGCCCUGGCAAGGAGAGGGGGCUGGGCAGGGCGGUGUCCCAGGAAGGAAUGGACAGCCCCUGAGCCAUGCUCUGGCCCAGAAGGUCUCUGACUCUCGCGGGCCAGGCGCCCCCGGAUGAGCGGGGCAGGUCCCUGCUGCUGCGAGGCCCCGGAUCUGUCCCCUGGAGACUCGGGCACCUGGGAACACAGGUCCUCCCCGCAGCACGCUGGAGUUCACUGAGCCGGCGAGAGCAAGGGGCCCACCUGCCAGCCUCACCUGUCCCCCCUCUCUGCUCCUUCGCUCGCUUAUUCAUUCAUCUCCCUACGUAUUUCUCAUACGCCGCAGUCUGCCCAACGCCGCCGGCCCUGGCGAAGACCUCGCCUGCCGUCGACAGGCCUGGCCCCCGCCGCCCCAACGCCAGCCUGCGAACGCCCCUCCCUCCACGAACCUCUGUACCCCAGUGCGGCUACAUUUGUUUUGUUUCCAAAAUUCCACUAAUUCUCUUUUGUGUCUUUGUAUUAGUGAUUCCUCUUUACACAUCAAAGGGACAUUUUUACUCCUGA